Molecule: messenger RNA, 4013 nt
Organism: Loxodonta africana (African savanna elephant)
Lineage: Eukaryota; Metazoa; Chordata; Mammalia; Proboscidea; Elephantidae
Gene: SELE
Product: selectin E
Exons: 14
Coding region: 136-1965 (609 amino acids)
Biological process (GO): cell adhesion
Cellular component (GO): membrane
Source: RefSeq, a predicted model, not a curated record
UUCACAUCAGGAGUGCCGGUGUGACACAGCACAGAGCCAGGAGCCUCAGGCUUGAGGAUUCGACACCUGUACAACUGCUUCGGAAAGCAAAAGUAUUUUUCGUCUAACCCCUUGAGAAAAACAACUCUUGAGGUCAUGAUUGCUGGACACUUCCUAUCUGCUCUCUCUUUUGCGUUCCUCCUGGUUCGAGACAGCGGGGCCUGGACCUACCAUACCUCGGUGCAAACCAUGACGUACGAUGAGGCAAGGGAGUACUGUCAGCAAUACACAGAUCUAGUGGCGAUUCAAAACAAAGAAGAGAUCAAGUACUUGAACUCCAUAUUAAGCCACUCACCAAGUUACUACUGGAUUGGAAUCAGAAAGGUCAAUGGUGUGUGGACUUGGGUAGGGACCCAGAAGCCCCUGACCCCAGAAGCUGAGAACUGGGCUCCCGGAGAACCGAACAAUAAGCAAAACGACGAGGACUGCGUGGAGAUCUACAUCAAAAGAGGGAAGGAUGAGGGCAUGUGGAACGAUGAGAGCUGUAACAAAAAGAAGCUGGCCCUGUGCUACACAGCUGCCUGCUCCAACAUGUCCUGCAGUGGUCACGGAGAAUGUGUGGAGACCAUCAAUAACUACACUUGCGAGUGUGACCCCGGCUUCAGUGGACUCAACUGUGAGCAAGUUGUGACCUGUGAAGCACAGAAAGCCCCUGAGCACGGGAGCCUGGUCUGCACCCAUCCCUGGGGGAACUUCAGCUACAAUUCUUCCUGCUCUGUCACCUGUGAAAAGGGUCACCUCCCCAGCAGCACGGAGGCCACACGGUGUACGUCCUCUGGAGAAUGGAGUGCUCCUACCGCCGCCUGCAGUGUGGUUGAGUGUGAUGCUUUGACAAGUCCUGCCGAUGGAACCAUGAAAUGUUCCCAAAGCUCUGGAAGCUUCCCGUGGAACACGACCUGUGCAUUCGACUGUGAAGAAGGAUUUGAACUGAUGGGAGUCCCGAGCCUCCAGUGUACCUCAUCUGGGAACUGGGACAACGAGAUGCCAACAUGUAAAGCUGUGAAAUGUGGCGCCAUCAGCGGGCCUCAGAAUGGCUCUAUGACCUGUAGCCACUCCCCUGCUGGAGAGUUUACCUUCCGGUCAUCCUGCCACUUCACCUGCGAGCAAGACUUCAAGCUGCAGGGACCAGCCCACGUUGAGUGCUCCGCACAAGGGCAGUGGAGUCAACAAACCCCAAUCUGUGAGGCUUUACAGUGCAAAGCCUUGUCCAACCCAGAGAGGGGCUACGUGAAUUGUCUUCCUGGUCCUUCUGGAAGUUUCCAAAGUGGGUCCAGCUGUGAGUUCUCCUGUGAGCAGGGAUUUGUGCUGAAGGGACCCAAGAGGCUCCAGUGUGGCCGUACAGGAGAGUGGGAUGGUGACAAGCCCACAUGUGAAGCUGUGAAAUGUGGUGCUGUCAGCCAGCCCCAGCAUGGCUCAGUGAGGUGUACCCAUUCGCCUACUGGGGAACUCACCUACAAGUCCUCCUGUGCCUUCAGCUGUGAGGAAGGCUUUGAAUUACGUGGAUCAGCUCAGCUUGAGUGCACAUCUCAGGGAGAGUGGACACAGGAGGUCCCCUCCUGCCAAGUGGUACAGUGUUCCAGCCUGGCAAUCCCCGGGAAGGUCAACAUGAGCUGCAGUGGUGAGGCUGUGUUCGGCACCGUGUGUAGGUUUGCAUGUCCUGAAGGCUGGACACUCAACGGCUCUGCUGCUCUGACGUGUGGUGCCACUGGACACUGGUCUGGGAUGCUGCCCAGCUGUGAAGCCCCCACUGAGUCCAGUGUUCCCUUGGGAGUUGGACUUUCUGUAGCUGGAACCUCCCUUCUGACGUUGGGAUCAUUUCUCUUCUGGCUUCUGAAGCGCCUUCGAAAGAAAGCAAGGAAAUUUGUGCCUGCCAGCAGCUGCCAGAGCCUGGAGUCAGAUGGAACCUACCAAACUGAGUUAAUUUAAGUCCAAAGGAAUCAGGAACACACUGGGGAACUGAAGCAAUUCACUGAAGACAGCAGACAGACAGCUCUCCUUAGAUCUCUGACCUUCUCGCCUCCCCUGCUGAACCUGCUGCCUUAGCAGGGGCUGGGGCACUCACAAGGACGUCAACAGUCCAAAAUCCAGUGGGCAAGGCCAGACUUACGCCGAAAAGACUCAGGUUUCUCUUUCCUAUUCUCAGAAUCAGGAAAGUGUUGGGUACUGAAGGGAAAGGAGUCCGAGGCUCUGGAAGCCCAGAAUUCCUUUUCUAACUCUCGCUUCUUACCUUGAAACCUCAGUGAAGAAGUGCAGUGUUUUGUGGCUUUGUGUCUUUCUUUUGUCCCUCAUAGUGCUUCAACUGCUGUCAAGGGGAUAAAUAAUAAUUCUGAAGAGCUUAGAGGAAACGGAUUGGCCAAAAAUAUUCUGGUACUAACUUGAAAAAAUGGCAGAUUUUAAUGCUUAUAGGAGACUGCAUGAGAAGGGUUGUUAAAGGUGGAAACCCUGCUCCAUGCAAGGGUUGUGAAGUCAGUCUUCUUCUUUUAUCCCUGUGGAAUUCCGUGCUUUUUAAAGUGUUCUUAGAGACUGUGUUCUUUUUACUUGUAUUGAAUAUGGGCUAAUGUUCCACAGUUUUUAUUCAGUAAAAGUGUUGUAGUGACUUCAAAAAUAUAUAACUAUUAGAGACAAUGAUAAGGAAACAGUUACCUUUCCUAGAUCACCAUUUCUUUGUUUUUAACAAUUUCUAAUGGUAUUUCUGUGGUAAAUUUAUUUUUAAAAAGGGAAGAUAUUGUUAAAGGUUUGACUAUUUUAGUAGUGUUUAAACAUGAGUAGUAUCAGGAGAAUAGAAACUGAAUGGAAGGUUUAUAAAUCUCAGGUAUUUUUAAAGAAAUGUGUGGUUCCCGUGAUGAAAAGCUCCCAUGCUGACCUAAUGUUCUGACUUUGUAAAAGCAGAAGUGAAAACAAAUGAAGGUACAACUUCAUGAAUGUCUUUGUUAAGAAUAAACAGGACUAUGUACGUGCUUUGCUCUCCUACGAAGGCGAAGUGUGUAGAGUUCAAGUUUAUUAUGUAAGGUUGUAAAUGCAGGACUGGAGUUUACCACGUGAUGGAUUUACCCACCGGAUUUUGGAAAAGUGAAGGUGUUGAAUAUUUAUUGCCUUCUUGUUUUAUUCUGUGUGUAGGGUGUUCUUGUUUUUUUGAGGGUGUUCUUGAAGAAGGGAAAGCCUAGAUGAGCAACUAUUUAUGUUUAUUUGUAAGCAGAGUUGAACACUCCCAGCCAAUAUCCAGUUAUCAGUGGAUCACUAGCAAUGGGAAAUUCUCAGCCAGUAAUUGUCAAAGCUGCUGCAGCACGGAGGGCGUGGGAAUCGAAAGGCUGCCACAGCGCCACCAGCUCAGCAUGUGUUCAAAAGGAAGGCUCAGAGACUCCUGCAACGUACCAGCAAUGGCAGAGCCAAGAGAAACAGGGUGUGUGAUAAGGAUCAGGGCAGCAGAGGUUUUUUUAAAGAGGCAGAAAGACUCUGGAAAAAGAGAGAGAGAAAGUGGGGAGGGGAACAAAACGAAACCACUAUUGUGCUCAGGCUACAUAGGAAAUGAAUUAUUAUUUUGUAUAAAAUUGUUCAAAUGUUGUAAAUAUAUAUUACUUCAUUGUAAAUAAUUGUAUGAAAUGUAAACGUGGUAUGUGUUCAGUUUUAUAAAGUAUUUUAAAUUAUUAUUUAACAUACCUUGAAGUUUUAAAUAUGUAUUUAUUGAAGCUUACAUCAGGUCCAUUGUAUUGUCAUGGCACUAGAAGCUCAAUAAAAAACGUGUUUGUAUUUAAUCUCUGUGUAUAGGCUCUUUCCUAAAAUUUUAUUUUAUUCAUUUAUUUAUUUUAUUGUGCUUUAGGUUAAAGUUUACAGAGCAAAUUAAUUUCUCAUUAAACAGUUAAUACACAUAUUGUUUUGUGACAUUGGUUGCCAACCCUGAGACAUGUCAACACUCUCCCCUUCUCGACCUCAGUUUCCCCAUUUCCAUUUGUCCAGUUUUCCUGUCCCUUCUUGCC